Heterobilharzia americana is the source of this 2065-nucleotide messenger RNA. The record is from the annotation of a GenBank genome assembly. Lineage: Eukaryota; Metazoa; Platyhelminthes; Trematoda; Strigeidida; Schistosomatidae.
CAAAUUUAACUAACAUCCAACCGUCCAUCGGGCUAAUCAUUUUAUCCCAUUUUAUACAGUUAAUCACGAAGGCUGCAACAGGUUUACAUGCAUUUUCGCGGGUGUGUAAUGUCGUCAUAUUCGUGGGUUACGCCUAUUUUGGACCAAAUCUCUAGGAAAAUCUCCAUGAUCUCCGAUAUUUGGAAUGACAUGGGCUUAGAAGGAAAUAAUUUAAAAUUAAGGAUCGACUCUUUGUCUUCCUAUCUAUUUUCUAUGUUGGACGAAAUGUACAACGAAGAAAUUCUGGCGAAGCAAACCGUCAUCGACUCCAUUAGAAGGUUGAAGGUGAAAAUAAAGGAGCUAGAGUCGGAGCUAGGGAUGGCUAGUUAUGUUCCUGACUCAUCAUCACUGGUGAUGACCGAAAAACUCCUCUAUGACCAUUUCAAAUCACUUUCUGAAAGGUCAUCUGCGGUUCUGCAGAGAUAUAAUUCUCUUAAGCAAGAGGAAGAGAAGUUGUGUACACGUCUUGAAGAGAUCCAAGUCCCAGUAACUUUCACACACGUCCCGAACUCUGAACAGUUGGAAAUCCUGAAAGAGAAUAUUGAUCAUCUUACAAUAGAAAAGCGCUCACGCUCUCUUCGUUUAUCGAAAUUAAUUCAAGAAGUUAAGAAUUUACGAGCAGUCCUACAGCGAGAGACAUCUGAUGACGAAGAACUAAUAGCUCUCAUCACUGCCCCUAAUGCUAUGGAGAAUCUCCCGUUGUCAAACAGUUUCCUGAACCGUGUUGCCCGGCUGCGGAAUAGUUUAGCUCAGGAGUUGGUUCAGAUGGACAGUGAAUGUCAGGUGCUCAUAGAAGAGAUCGUAAAUUUGGAAGGACGCCUAAGUAUCAGCUCUACUGACGUCGUAAAUACAAAGCAACCUGUGUCUUCAAACUUUGUUCACUAUUUGAGAAAUGAACUUAAACGCCUCAAGGAACUACGUUUGAAAAAUUUGAGAACUAUCAUUUUAAAAUGUCAAACUGAAUUAGUUGAUUGGUGGGAAAAUUGCCUAGUUGGUGGAGAUGCCCGCGAUUCCCGAUUAACUUCUGCAAAUCAGGAGAUGAAUGAAUCUUUACUUACAUCUCUUGAGCUCGAAAUUGCCAAGUGGAAAGCGUUCUACUCAAGAAAUGAACCAUUUUUCAAGGCAGUAGAAUCAUGGCAGUGUGUUUUGUCUCGUCUUCGAAUGUCUGAGCAAAAAAUGAAAGACCCUUCAGUUUUGAAAAAUCGAGGUGGAAUACUUUUGGUUAUCGACAAAGAAAUAAAACAGUUGAGGCGUGAUCUCAGUCGUCAGUAUUCAGUUCUGCGAGAACUGUCCUGUAGUUAUCCUGAUGUAAAAGUUCAUGGCUUUUCUGUUCUUGACUACUUAGAUAAUGCUGAACAGCAGUAUAAUGUGUUAGGAAAAGAAAAUCAGGUUGCACAAAAUAUGAGCGGAAGAGACUUUUCUGUUUCCUACAUGAAAACUGGAAUUAGUGCCAAAAGAACGUUGAAUGCGAAUAAGUUACAACUACGAACUCCACCAAGUUCUAAAAAGCGUUGCAUAGGUCCUUCUAAUUCCACCGUAACAGAAUUCGGUAGCAAAUUUAACCUGAAUACUUGCCUGUCGCAAAAUUUGACAUGUUCUAGUAUGAUAUCAUUAACUGGAAGUGGUUCUGCGAAUACUUUAUCAACGGCUCACACACCGAUCACAAAAGUAAAAGUCUCAGUAAAAACCCCAGUUGCCUUUAAAGUGCCUUCUGUUUCAUCCAUUAGUUCAUCACAAAAAAAGACUAUCUUAAGCACACCUAAACCACGUCGAAGUGGAAGACUCAAUGGUAAGAAAAUGUGCUCAACUUCACGUGUUCCACAGCGAUCACCUCGUUCAGUUAACCACAGUGGAACAUCUGUCAGCAAUCAAAUAAAGCGAACUGCACGUUGGACAUAAAGUAUAUUUGAUGUACUCCUAUGUAUAAUAUCUCUUGUAUUAUAUCAUCAGUACUUUUAAUUUCCGUUUAUUUUGUGAUUAUUUGUCUAUGUAUGCCAGGCAUGAAAUAUUAUCCUUUUACUACUCG